UCCAGCUUCCAGAAGCUGCGGCGACGGCGCCGCCUCCGCCCCGGGGCUCCGGCUUCCUGCCCGGCUCGUCCGGCUCGCGGGUCAUGGAGCUCGGAGCUGCGGAUCGGGAGCAGCCGGCGCGUCCCAACCUGCCCUCCAGGUCCCCGGCUCCCAUCCCUUCCCAGCGUGAUCCCUGGAGGCAGCAGCCCCCCGGCUGCUGAGUGGCAGUGACGGCAUGAAGGCUCCGGGUCGGCUCCUACUCGUCAUGCUGUGCUCCUUGGGCUUUUCCGCUGUCUACAUCCUGCUGUGCUGCUGGGCGUGCCUGCCCUUCUGCCUGGCCUCCUGCCUGGACUCCCACCUCUCUAUCAACCCCAGGCCCACUGUGCCAGGGCCCCAGCACUUCAGUGGCUACAGCAGCGUGCCAGAUGGCAAGCCGCUGGUCCGAGAGCCGUGCCGCAGCUGUGCCGUGGUGUCCAGCUCGGGCCAGAUGCUGGGCUCGGGCCUGGGUGCCAAGAUUGACGGUGCUGAGUGUGUGCUGCGCAUGAACCAGGCGCCCACCGUGGGCUUCGAGGCGGACGUGGGCCGGCGCAGCACCCUGCGGGUCAUCUCCCACACCAGCGUGCCGCUGCUGCUGCGGAACUACUCUCACUACUUCCAGCAGGCCCGCGACACCGUCUACGUGGUGUGGGGCCAGGGGAGACACAUGGACCGGGCGCUGGGCGGCCGUACCUACCGCGUGCUGCUGCAGCUCACCAGGACGUACCCGGGCCUGCAGGUGUACACCUUCACCGAGCGCAUGAUGGCCUACUGCGACCAGGUCUUCCAGGACGAGACGGGCAAGAACCGGAGGCAGUCGGGCUCCUUUCUCAGCACUGGCUGGUUCACCAUGAUUCUCGCCCUGGAGCUGUGUGAGGAGAUCGUGGUCUAUGGAAUGGUCAGCGACAGCUACUGCAGGGAGGAGAGCCACCCCUCAGUGCCUUACCACUACUUCGAGAAGGGCCGGCUGGACGAGUGUCAGAUGUACCUGGCACACGAGCGGGCACCCCGCAGCGCUCACCGCUUCAUCACUGAGAAGGCCGUGUUCUCCCGCUGGGCCAAGAAGAGGCCCAUCGUGUUCGCCCACCCGUCCUGGAGGACCCAGUAGCCCCAUCGCCCAGCCAGCCACAACGCCUUCACCAGGCCUCUGUUCUGACCACACUCCACCAAAAACAUUUAAUUUAUGGAUCCUGCCUCCUAUCAUGUGCCGAGCAGACCGAAGUUCCCUUCCUGCCCUACCCUGGGGACACUUGGAGCCAUCUCAGGCCUCCAGACUUAGGGGGAGAAGAGGAGGGCCAUGGUGACCUUUGCACCCUCCUCCCUACCCUUGCUCCCUGAGUAAUCUGAGUCAGGUUCAUCCCACCUCUGAGUCUGUCCGGUGGCGUUUGCUCCCGGGGGCUGGUGGCGCCUCAUUCACCAGCACCAUGAAUUUCAACCGAGCACCAGCCCUGGCCCUUCCUCUCUGCACUCCCUCUCCACCUGCCAUUGGUGCCACACUUCCCAGGCUGGUCGCCCUGGUCAGGGCAACCCAGAGCUUGGGGUUUGUUGGGCGAAGGGGCCUUUGAACUGUGACUGCCAGGGCCGCCUCUGGAGUGUAUGGGUAAACAUGUUUUCUGAAAGCC
This is a messenger RNA of Balaenoptera acutorostrata (minke whale), 1637 nucleotides long. RefSeq names its product ST6 N-acetylgalactosaminide alpha-2,6-sialyltransferase 4 (gene ST6GALNAC4). Bases 215 to 1123 code for a protein of 302 amino acids. Gene Ontology annotation, molecular function: alpha-N-acetylgalactosaminide alpha-2,6-sialyltransferase activity. Gene Ontology annotation, biological process: oligosaccharide metabolic process; ganglioside biosynthetic process. The record is from RefSeq and is a predicted model, not a curated record. Lineage: Eukaryota; Metazoa; Chordata; Mammalia; Artiodactyla; Balaenopteridae. The transcript is spliced from 6 exons.